AUGUUCUCCGUCUACCCAUAUACAUCCCUGUCCUGGGCCGUUGCGGUCGUCUUCACCAUCGGCAGUGUAGUCUGGAUCGUCAGCUCAUUCUUCACGUUUCAUCCUACGGCCAACCCUGACUCGGCUUUCCCUGGCGAGGACAACUUUGGUGCGGGACUGACAGCCUGCGUCGGAUCUGCCGUCUUCCUCAUCGGGAGUAUACUGCUUGUGCAUGAGGUAAGACUGAAAUGGCACAAUAAAUCUUCGAGGAUGCACUCCUAACGAGAACAUAGGUCGUCAAUGAGAAUCGAGAGGGAUGUUGGGGAUGGGCACUAGUCAGAGAGCAAAGCGAUGGUCCGGCCAGCUUUCGAGUCGUGCCCGACAAGGAUGAUUCCGAUCCCACCAACUGUGGCGAGACUUGGAGAGACAGCAAAGAUCGAGAACCUGGAGCGGUGAGGACCAAGUGGGCAUGGUGGCCUUCUUGGCAUGACUUCAGAAAUCACUACUUCCACGAGCUUCGCUUCUGGGCAAGUAUGGUCCAAGUCACUGCCAGCGUGGUGUUCUUCUGGUCUGGUAUCACCGCACUACCUGGGCUUCAAGAUGAACUUCAAAAGCAGAAACUCGUGCUCGAGCUCUACUGGACACCCAAACUCAUCGGAUGCAUCGGCUUUGUCAUCUCGGGACUUUUGGCGACCGUAGAAGUUCAGGACGCCUGGUACAAACCAAAGCCUUUCAUUGUUGGAUGGCAGGUGUCGUUCUGGAAGACCGUGGGCAGCAAUCUCUUCCUGCUGUACACCGUCUUCGGCGUUGUGGACAUGCGAUGGUGGAGCGCACUCGCCUGCCUCGUUGGCAGCAUCAUCUUCCUCGCUGUCAGUCUGCUUACCUGGUAUGAGGCGGUCAACAUGGCUUCCUCGGGUCAGCCCCACGAGCCCACAGUGGAUCGGGCUGCGAAUGAGCGCAGCCCAUUGCUCGAGCGAGGAGACGAAGGCGAGGAGCGAGUAUGA
This is a messenger RNA of Lecanosticta acicola, 983 nucleotides long. The record is from the annotation of a GenBank genome assembly. Lineage: Eukaryota; Fungi; Ascomycota; Dothideomycetes; Mycosphaerellales; Mycosphaerellaceae.